AUGGUCCGCAAGCUCAAGUUUCACGAGCAGAAGCUUCUGCGGAAGCACGACUUCAUCACAUACAAGCAGGAUGGCGAUCACCGAGAUGCGGCAGUGGUGCGCCGGUAUAUGAUUCAGAAGCCUGAGGACUACCACAAAUACAACCGGCUAUGCGGCUCCAUCCGUCAAAUGGCGCAUAGAUUGAGUCUCAUGCCCCCUGAGAGCGCGGCUCGUCGCAAGCACGAGAAGCUCCUCCUUGAUAAGCUGUACGACAUGGGUGUUUUGUCCUCCGCAUCAAAGCUGUCUGCCGUCGAGCACAACGUCACCGUGAGCGCCUUUGCUAGGCGGCGUCUCCCGGUCGUCAUGACUCGGCUUCGGAUGGCCGAGACCGUUCAGGCGGCGACGAAGCUCAUCGAGCAGGGCCACAUUCGUGUGGGUACCGAGACAUGCACCGACCCGGCUUUCCUGGUGACUCGCAGCAUGGAGGACUUUGUCACCUGGACCGUGGGCAGCAAGGUGAAGAGGAACAUCAUGAAAUACCGCGACAAGUUGGACGACUUCGAGCUGUUGUAA
Messenger RNA from Colletotrichum siamense, 552 nucleotides. It is a transcript of the gene IMP3, whose product is annotated as U3 small nucleolar ribonucleoprotein IMP3. Lineage: Eukaryota; Fungi; Ascomycota; Sordariomycetes; Glomerellales; Glomerellaceae. Gene Ontology annotation, molecular function: structural constituent of ribosome; snoRNA binding; rRNA binding. The transcript is spliced from 6 exons. The record is from RefSeq and is a predicted model, not a curated record. Gene Ontology annotation, biological process: rRNA processing. The coding region runs from base 1 to 552 and encodes 183 amino acids. Gene Ontology annotation, cellular component: small-subunit processome; small ribosomal subunit; Mpp10 complex.